This is a messenger RNA of Blepharisma stoltei, 246 nucleotides long. The record is from the annotation of a GenBank genome assembly. Lineage: Eukaryota; Ciliophora; Heterotrichea; Heterotrichida; Blepharismidae.
AUGAAAUGCUACAAAUGCCUUAAUAAGUUUAUAGUGAGCAGCUUUAAUUGCAGUAGAAGAAAUACAAGUUGGAGAGGAAAAAGAUUAUAUUUUGUUUUUAUGAAAUUUAUUCCAAUUUUAAAUAAAGAACAAAUUUUUUGAAAGUUAUGACGUCGUGGUGGGUCGACAAAUAUUUGGCGAGAAAUUAAAAAAUGCAGUGACAUUUUUAUUGAAAUGACUAUUACAUAUAAACACCAAAGUUUUUAA